Molecule: messenger RNA, 240 nt
Organism: Ambispora gerdemannii
Lineage: Eukaryota; Fungi; Glomeromycota; Glomeromycetes; Archaeosporales; Ambisporaceae
Source: the annotation of a GenBank genome assembly
AUGCAAGCACGAUUUCCUAAUAAACGAUUAAAAUGGGAAGUCAUGUUAUUCAGUGGAUUCAGGAAUAACAUGAUACAGCAAAAUUACGAUUUUGUAUUUGACCCAAAAUCAGGUUCACAUGACUAUAAUUACGAUUUACCUCAAUGUACCAUGAGAAGAGCUCAUUCGCAGAUGAUGCGGAACGAAACACGUAGUGUUGAGUCAUUUGAUAAUGGCAUCGACAAUGGCAUCGAACCUGUG